Juglans microcarpa x Juglans regia is the source of this 2473-nucleotide messenger RNA. Its product is annotated as rab GTPase-activating protein 22-like. Gene Ontology annotation, biological process: activation of GTPase activity. Gene Ontology annotation, molecular function: GTPase activator activity. Bases 537 to 2174 code for a protein of 545 amino acids. Lineage: Eukaryota; Viridiplantae; Streptophyta; Magnoliopsida; Fagales; Juglandaceae. The transcript is spliced from 5 exons. The record is from RefSeq and is a predicted model, not a curated record.
UUUCUUUUUUGGCACAGAGACUAGGGUGAAAGACGCGGCGCUCUCUUUGAGAGGAGAGACAAAAGGUCUUCCACGGGAAGAAAGAAAAAGUAAAAAAAAGGCCAAAACCACGAAAAGCAGUUCCGUCUACAUCUGAGUUCUGUAAAUAUCUCGAAAGUCCAGCAGCAGCAGCAGCAGAAGACGACGACGACGACGACGAAGGGAGUCCCUGUGAUUCAUACUUCACCUCCUCUUUACAUGUCCAUUUACACCAACAACAACAGUCCCACCAUCUCCGGCAGCGGCCGCGGCGGCUGGGUUUUGUCCAUGGCGCGGUUGGCGGCCACUGAUUCGGCGGUGCUUUUCACGGCGCUGGCCGGUGUCGCCGUGCUAGCCUUCAUAGCUUUUACAGCUCGUAGGUAAAGUAAUGCCCUAGUCAAAGAAAGAAAUUUCUCUCUUUUUCUUCCAACCCAGUCAGGAAAAAAUUACCCCCACUAUAGCUGCGAAACCCUAGAGAACAAGAAAAAACAACUAGUACGAAUUUAAGUGAUAGAUAGAUGAAAGCUCUAAGACGUAGUCACACUUCAUCGUCGUCGUCGUCUCCGAGUUCGAACUCGAAUUCCUCUCCUUCUUCGUCGUGGAUUCAUUUGCGUUCGGUUCUAUUCAUUGUUGCUUCUUCCUCACCAGCUUCUUGUUCUUCCUCCGAUCGGGGUCGUCUCAAGUCACCGUGGUCUCGCAGGAAAAGAAAACAUGCCCUUUCGCCUCAGCAAUGGAGAAGUUUCUUUACACCAGAUGGGAAGCUCCGUUAUGGUGGAGUUAAACUUUUAAAAAAAGUUCGCAGUGGAGGUGUUGAUCCAAGUAUUAGGGCAGAAGUUUGGCCUUUCCUACUAGGAGUCUAUGAAUUGAAGAGUUCGAAAGAAGAAAGAGAUAGUAUAAGAACUCAGAAAAGAAAGGAAUAUGAGAAACUUCGUAGACUAUGCAGGCGGCUGCUAAAACAUAGCAAAGAGGGAUUUAAUUUGAAUGAAAUUGGUAGAAUUAGCUGUGAUGGGUACAGUGGGAGUCUUGUACGAGACACAGAAUCUCCUGGCUCUGAAGAUGUGGUUAGUGCCAGGGAGUCCCUUUCUAGUGUGGAAACGAGCCCAGAUAUUGAAUACUCAGACUACCACUCUAGUGCAUUAUUGGAAGGACAUGAUAGUGCAAGACAAACCACAAAUGCUGAUGCCUGUACAUUUGACACCGAUUCAUCCUACUCAGACUCCUCUGAAGAACCUGAAGUCAGUCGGACUUUCCCCUCUAUGGAAGGAACAGAAGAGAAUGAUCCUGACAUGAGUUGCAAGGAGUCGUCUUCUCCCUCGAGGACAGAAGUCUCAUCAAAAUAUCGCAAUGCUGAAGACUUUGCCUCUUGGCAGCGGAUCAUCCGCCUUGAUGCUGUACGUGCCAAUGCAGAAUGGAUACCAUACUCCCCAUCUCAAGCUGCAAUUUCGGAAGGUAGGGCACACCACUCUGCUGAGGCUGUGGGGUUGAAGGAUUAUGAUCACCUGGAACCCUGCAGGAUCUUCCAUGCUGCUCGACUGGUUGCUAUUCUUGAAGCAUAUGCACUUUAUGACCCUGAAAUUGGCUACUGCCAGGGCAUGAGUGAUCUUCUUUCUCCAAUAAUUUCAGUGAUUACAGAGGAUCACGAGGCAUUCUGGUGCUUUGUGGGUUUCAUGAGGAGGGCUCGGCAUAAUUUUAGGCUUGAUGAGGCGGGAAUCCGAAGGCAACUCAAUACUGUUGCAAAGAUUAUCAAGUCCAAGGACUCUCAUCUUUACAGGCACUUAGAAAAGCUCCAGGCUGAGGAUUGUUUUUUUGUUUAUAGAAUGGUGGUGGUACUCUUUAGAAGGGAAUUAACAUUCGAACAGACUGUUUGCCUUUGGGAGGUAAUGUGGGCAGACCAGGCAGCCAUUAGGGCUGGGAUUGGAAAGUCUGCAUGGGGCAGGAUCAGGCAGCGAGCCCCACCCACAGAGGAUUUGUUGCUUUAUGCAAUUGCAGCUUCUGUAUUGCAAAGAAGGAAGUUGAUUAUUGAGAAGUAUAGCAGCAUGGACGAGAUUUUAAGGGAAUGUAAUAGCAUGGCCGGGCAUCUUGAUGUGUGGAAGCUCCUAGACGAUGCUCACGACUUGGUGGUGACACUCCAUGACAAGAUUGAGACAUCCUUCUGAUGGCUGCGAAGUUUUUCUUUUAUCCAUGAUCUUCCUAGGAUCUUGGUGAUUCUUUACAGGAUCGCAAAUAUUUGUAGGCACUGCAUGAAACAAGCACCUGAGGUGCUAUAUGUGGUCCGAAUAGGGAAGUUACAUUGCUUGUUCUGCUACUGCUCACCGUUUUCUCUAUAACGAAGGUCCUACAGGCAGGCAGGCAGGGGCCUGUAUUGUCAAUCAGUAUACUAUAUUGGAUGAGGAAUAUCGAAGGGUCCCUUCUAUUAUUAUUAUUAUUAGGAAUAUUUGGUCCUUCAAUCUUUGAA